UCCCGCCUUGCGCAUACUCCCACAGUUAAAUUCCAAGUUGUUGUUUUUAGACCGUUUCCAGGCGUUCCAGUUUGUCCGGGUGAACAUGAGCGACACGGGCCCAACUUAUGUGGGCCUGGACCUCAGCACACAGCAGCUCAAAGCUGUUGUUGUAGAUGAACGAUUGAACGUCCUGGACGAGGCGUAUGUCCAGUUCGACAAUGAUCUUCCAGAAUUUCGCACAUACGGAGGAGUAAUUCAUAGAAAGCAGACCCCAAGUGUCGUUCAGGCCCCAUGUCUGAUGUGGGUCAAGGCCCUGGAUAUGCUCCUGGACAAGCUGAGGGUAUGCGGAGUGGAUUUCGCCCGAGUCCGAGGUAUUUCCGGUGGCGGCCAGCAACAUGGGACUGUCUAUUGGAGCAGGGGGAGUCGGGAGAUCCUCCGGAAUCUCAGACCUGAAAAAUUUCUUCAUGAACAAUUGGCGAAUGCCUUUGCUACGUCCAUGGCACCCGUGUGGAUGGACUCCAGCACGCGAAAGGAGUGCGAUAUUAUUGAGGAGGGAAUUGGUGGAGCUCUAAAAUUAGCUGAAAUAACGGGUUCACGUGCUUACGAGAGAUUUUCCGCUGCUCAAAUAACGAAAAUUCAUCGGACUAGACCGGAUGUUUAUAACGCGACAGAGAGGAUUUCGCUCAUAAGUAGUUUCGUCGCCAGUCUUCUCGUCGGAAAUUACGCACCAAUCGAUCAUGCAGAUGGAUCCGGCAUGAAUCUCCUGGACAUUCGAACCAAAGACUGGAACGAUGAUCUACUCCAAAUCUGUGCACCAGAUUUACGAGAAAAACUAGGGGACACAGUACCUUCUUACGCAGACCUCGGUCCCAUUUCCAAUUAUUUCGUGGAGAGGUUUGGGUUCAACGACAAGUGCAGAGUCUUAGCCUUCACUGGGGAUAAUCCAGCCUCUUUAAUGGGAAUGAGAUUACAAAAGGGGGACCUUGCGUGCAGUCUAGGAACGAGUGACACUCUCUUCCUGUGGCUAGAUUCACCGAAAACAGUCACCGAGGGUCACAUAUUCUGCAAUCCGAUUGACAGCGAUGCCUACAUGGCGUUGCUCUGUUUUAAAAAUGGUUCUCUGACUCGGGAAAGAAUUCGCGACAGCGCGGCGGGUGGUUCAUGGCAACUGUUCAAUGAAUUAUUGGACAGUACACCGAGGGGUAACUUUGGUAACAUGGCUAUCUACUUGGACGCCAGAGAAAUUUUUCCACCAUUAAUCGGCGACUACAGGUUCAAUAAAGCUGAUGAAAAAAUAUCGAGAUACAGUUCUAAAGAAGUUGAGGUCAGGGCACUUAUUGAAGGACAAUUUAUCGCUAGGAGGGCGUCGGCCGAGGAUUUUGGAUUUUCUAUAGGACCCAAUAGUCGAAUCAUAGCAACAGGAGGGGCUUCAGCGAACAAAGCUGUUCUCCAAGUGCUCUCCGACGUCUUCAAUUCCCCAGUUUACGCGUCAGAAAUGAAAAAUUCAGCUGUCCUGGGAGGUGCAUACCAAGCGAAGUACGCCCUCCAGCGUCAUGAAUCAUCCUUCCAACAAAUAACAAGUAGCAUUCCAGAGCCAACAUUGUUGUGUCGGCCCUACAGCGACGCUGAAUCGAUAUACAAACCAAUGCUCGAACGCUAUCGGAAAAUCGUAGCCCAACUGUUAAAUGUGAAUAAACUUAGCUGAGAUAUAACUCCGUCCGUUAAUCAAUCAGACAAUCAAUUAAUAAACUAAUAGGUUAAUUAAUUUUAAUGCUAAUCGAGAACCACCCGGGGAAUUUGCAGAAUUUUCUCACGUCCGUUAAAAAAUCAACGAAUCUUUCAAUAUUUUUACAAUGAGAAGUUAAUUAAAAAUGUCAUUAAUUGUAUAAUAAAUGGUGUGGCAAAGGA
This is a messenger RNA of Diachasmimorpha longicaudata, 1890 nucleotides long. Its product is annotated as xylulose kinase. The record is from RefSeq and is a predicted model, not a curated record. Lineage: Eukaryota; Metazoa; Arthropoda; Insecta; Hymenoptera; Braconidae. The transcript is spliced from 12 exons. Gene Ontology annotation, molecular function: D-xylulokinase activity. Gene Ontology annotation, cellular component: cytosol. Bases 86 to 1687 code for a protein of 533 amino acids. Gene Ontology annotation, biological process: xylulose metabolic process; D-xylose metabolic process; phosphorylation.